Lachancea lanzarotensis is the source of this 648-nucleotide messenger RNA. It is a transcript of the gene PRE3, whose product is annotated as LALA0S06e02586g1_1. The transcript is spliced from 2 exons. Bases 1 to 648 code for a protein of 215 amino acids. Gene Ontology annotation, cellular component: proteasome core complex. Lineage: Eukaryota; Fungi; Ascomycota; Saccharomycetes; Saccharomycetales; Saccharomycetaceae. The record is from RefSeq and is a predicted model, not a curated record. Gene Ontology annotation, molecular function: threonine-type endopeptidase activity.
AUGAACGGAAUUCAAGUAGAUAUCAACCAUUUAAAGAAGGGCGAGGUUAGCCUGGGGACUUCGAUUAUGGCUGUCACCUUCAAGGAUGGUGUAAUUUUGGGUGCGGAUUCACGAACGACUACGGGCUCUUACAUUGCCAACAGGGUCACUGACAAGCUUACGAGAGUACACGACAAAGUGUGGUGUUGCAGAUCUGGGUCAGCAGCAGACACGCAAGCCGUUGCAGACAUCGUUAAAUACUAUCUUGAUCUGUACACCACUCAAUUUGGAGAACCUUCAACGAAAACCGCUGCUUCGAUUUUCAAGUCCCUCUGUUACGACAAUAAGGACAAUCUCACUGCUGGAAUAAUUGUGGCUGGCUACGACGAGAAGAACAAAGGGGAAGUUUACAGCAUACCAUUGGGCGGCUCUAUACACAAGCAAAAAUAUGCCAUUGCUGGCUCCGGUUCGACUUUCAUCUACGGUUACUGCGACAAGAACUACAAAGAUGACAUGUCGAAAGAAGAAACGAUAGAUUUCAUGAAAAACUCCCUUUCGCAAGCCAUCAAAUGGGAUGGCUCAUCCGGUGGUGUGAUCAGGAUGGUAGUGUUAACGAAGGAAGGAGCAGAACGUCUCAUCUUCUAUCCUGAUCAGUAUGAAAACCUGUAG